GUUUUUUUUUUUCUUUUCUUCUCUGAUUGGGUCUCAAAAUCAACUUCAACAACGAGUUCAAUUCUAACCUCCCAAUUCCAGAACAUUUCUGCCUUUGCCCCUUUUUUAACAAGAUUCCUCAACCAACCAUUUCAGCUCUCUGUAUCCUAUUACUUCAGAAAUCAGAAUGUUGAGAGUGAAUUUCACUAAUAAUUGAUCACAGUAAAAAAAAAAAAAGAGUGAUAAACCUAAUCUGAAACGGAGUAGAGUAAAAAAACCUCUGUUUUUCCAAGUGAGAUUGGAAAACACAAUGAGGUCUCAGCACUCUCAGAAGAAACCCGCGCUUCUACCUCUAGUUUGCGCUGCUGCUCUUUUUUCUCUUGUUGUUUUCGCAGUACAAUCUUCUUUCUUCUCAGGUCCUACUAACAAAAAAUUAGAUCUCAGUAAAGAACAACUACCCGUAUCAGAUCUCAACAGGGAGGAAGUGGGGAUUUUAUCUGAUUUUCAGACCAGCAUUAAACAAUGCGUCGCGAACAGAGGACUUGGACUCACUGCACACAUUAUCGAUCAUUGCAAAUUGGUUCUUAAGUUUCCUCAAGGCACAAACAGCACCUGGUAUAAUGAGCAGUUUAAGGUUUAUGAACCAUUGGAGUACAGUUAUGAUAUUUGUGAUACCAUUAUAUUGUGGGAACAGUACCGUAACAUUACAACUGUUUUGACUAGAGAAUAUCUAGAUACUCGGCCAGAUGGAUGGUUGGACUAUGCAGCAAAAAGGAUUGCACAAUUGGGAGCUCAUAAAUGCUUCAAUCGAACUCUUUGUGAAGAACAUCUUAAUUUGCUUCUACCAGCUAAGCCCCCUUUCCAUCCACGGCAGUUUCGCACGUGUGCAGUUGUUGGGAACUCAGGUGAUCUUUUAAAAACAAAGUUUGGGAAAGAAAUUGAUAGUCAUGAUGCUGUUAUACGAGACAACGAGGCUCCUGUCAAUGAGAAAUAUGCCAAAUAUGUUGGUCUUAAGAGGGAUUUCCGCCUUGUGGUACGGGGUGCUGCUCAAAACAUGGUUGAAAUUCUCAAUGGAUCUGAUGAUGAGGUGCUUAUAAUCAAGAGUCUAACCCAUAGGGAUUUUAAUGCAAUGAUUAAGAGGAUUCCGAAUCCUGUUUAUCUGUUUCAAGGAAUUGUUCUACGUAGGGGUGCCAAAGGAACUGGAAUGAAAUCUAUAGAGCUAGCACUUUCCAUGUGCGACAUUGUUGAUGUAUAUGGUUUCACUGUCGAUCCAGGCUAUACUGAAUGGACGAGGUACUUCUCUACACCAAGGAAAGGGCAUAAUCCACUUCAAGGAAGAGCAUACUAUCAACUGCUAGAGUGCCUUGGUGUUAUCAGGAUUCAUUCUCCUAUGAGAGCCAAGAGGAAGCAAGUCUGGUCAGAUGUCCCAAGUAGAGAAAUGAUAAGAAGGGCUCAUGCAGCUGCCUUGCACUUAAAAAAGGGCCCAGCAGGUCUCAUGGGACAGUUUGGUAGUUGCAAGGUUUGGGGCAACGUGGACCCGAACAAAAGUGGGCGGAUUUCAGGUUCUUCAGACAUGAUUAGUGUUAGGAAACAGUCAAAUUACAGCAAAUGGGAAAUCAUGCCUUUUGAGAGUCUAAGAAAGGAAGCGCAAGAUCAUUAUAAGCAAAUGGAAGGUGUUUCUAUGUACAAAAUGGAUGGUAACAAAUUGGAUGAUCUAGUAUGCGUGAGGCACUCCUCGAAAUCUGCGGUAUAAGAAAUGUUACAUGCAUGUUGGUGCCC
Durio zibethinus is the source of this 1758-nucleotide messenger RNA. Its product is annotated as sialyltransferase-like protein 1. Gene Ontology annotation, molecular function: sialyltransferase activity. Gene Ontology annotation, biological process: pollen tube growth; pollen germination. NCBI's taxonomy places the organism in Eukaryota, Viridiplantae, Streptophyta, Magnoliopsida, Malvales, Malvaceae. The record is from RefSeq and is a predicted model, not a curated record.